This is a messenger RNA of Daphnia pulex (common water flea), 3326 nucleotides long. RefSeq lists its product as uncharacterized. Lineage: Eukaryota; Metazoa; Arthropoda; Branchiopoda; Diplostraca; Daphniidae. The record is from RefSeq and is a predicted model, not a curated record. The transcript is spliced from 14 exons. Bases 1324 to 3000 code for a protein of 558 amino acids.
CCAAACUUUGACUUUGCACUCUCACACAGCGCCCCAAAUGAUUUAUUUAUUUUUUUUAUGAUUCAUUAUUCAUAUUACACAAAGCUUCUUUCAUUCAAACACAAAGCUAUUUUUACAGUAGUUUGCAGAGUCUCAUCUGGUAGUUCAGAAAAAAAUGAACAUUGGUGAAUGUGAAUGUACUGACGAAACGUUUGAUAACAUAACAGUAUGGAUGGAUAUGUAUAUGAAACGCCCCCUUUCACGUCAUCAUUCUUCUCAUUUUUUAUUUUUUGAGUUGCACUUUUUUUAACGCAUAUAAUGUAACCUGUAGGCUACCGUGUCAAAUAAUCAUUGUUCUGCCUUCAUCGUGUUAGCGUUCAUAAAUGCAAAUAAUCGGGAUUAUGGAGACAUUAAGACAUCUUUUUGGACAAAAAGAUGUCUUGCUCGAUCUCAAAACUCACUGCAAUUAUAUCUGAAUAUCAACUAUCUUCAACAAACAUGGGCUUUCCAGUUUCAAGUUCAUUGAUCUUCGACGGGACCCUCGACCAUUGAACGUAAUCGUACCAAACAGGAUGUAAAAUUACAAUGGCUUUAAUUUAUCGAGUCGUCAACGCAACGGACAUAUUUUAAGAUUGUAAUUGAACAACAAUUCAGGCGCCCACGGCAAAGAAAGAUUUCAAAUUCGAGAUGUUGAGACGACUGCAGCCAAUGGAUUCAUUCAAACUCUGUGUGGAUCAGUAGAAAAUGAAAAAAAACCUAUUAUGCGGAUGUAAUUAAGACUAUUUCUCUUCUUCAUCAUCACCCAAUCGUCCAAUUCAGAUGUCUUGUGUCAACAACAACUAUUAGUUCACCUAUUAUUAGUUCAACAAAUUCGAUGAUCUGACAUAUUUUCCACCUAAAUUUAAAACAAGGCAGCAGCAAAUGGAAAACAAAUAAAACUGCUCUUGGUUACAGACGCUCCAAUUAUUUUGACUGGAUGACGACAACAACAACCGAGUGUUACUGUACAGUGUUCAUAAAAAAGCGGUCGCACAUAUUCUAACCCCGAUAAACGAAAAGGGGCAACGUGCAUCCGGAAUAACACUUGUCGCGCGCAGCCUUGUAUCCAGACUUCGUGCGUCAAUCCAAUGUGCGCGUCUGGUUCGAAACUAUACAGCUGCACCCAACAGAUCCUUCGAAAACUGUGCGACUUGUACAAUGGAUAUUGUCGUGCAAAUGCAGUUUUGUAAUACGUGUCCAUUCGCUUCCAUUUACUGGUGCAAGGUAUGGAUGCAGAUAAAUACCUCGCUGGUUGCUAGAACUUUUUCAGAGCAUUUCUUGCCAUCAUUUCGAUAAGGUUGGAAAAUGAAGUCGCUCCUAACUUUUGUUCUCGUCUUCUGCUUGGCAAUUAUUGCCGUGGAAGCUCAGACUAAAACAACGGCCAAGGGGCAAGUAACGUCUACAAAGCCCAAACUGACAACUGUCAAAUCAACACUAAGAACCACAACUCGUAUUAAAUUACCGACAACCCCACCGAAAACCAGAACGACAACCCGACGACCGACAACUAGACCGACGACUAGACCGACGUCUAGACCGACAACCAGAAAUCCUAUUACCACAACAGCCGCCACAACUAUUAAAUCCUUUAAAGUUUGUCAGGACACAAAUUCAGCAGCGGCCAGUGGAUCCAUUCAGCCAUUAGACGGACUAAAACCAGUCGCAACGGGAUCGCCGAGAACGUGCAGCUUUUCCAUUGUCGUACCUUCGAAUCAACAAGUUCAGAUGUCUUGCUCGGUCGCAAAACUCACUCCAAUAACAACUGUCUUAGACAACGCAGGAGGAAUUGAAAUAGUUUCAAGCUCAUUGACCUUCGACGGAACCCUCGACCUUCAGUCUUUAUACAAUGUCGUACCAAACAGGGUUUACACUUCUUACAGCAAUGCAAUGACUGUCACUUAUCGAGUCGUCAACGCAGCAGACACAUUUAAUUGUAAUUGGACGACAAUUCCCACGACAACGACAGAUUUUAAAUGGUGUCGAGAUGGUGAGACGACUGCAGCCAAUGGAUCCAUUCAAACUCUGCGUGAACCAGUAGGAAAUGGAAAUGCCAACGCGGGGAUAAGGAAAGCAUGUCCCUUCUUCAUCAAUUCAUCACCCAAUCGUCAAGUUCAGACGUCUUGCUCUUUCAUUACUUCUACAAAUUUUGCUCUAUCUACAACUUCAUAUUUUAGACAAAACUGGCUUUUUCAACCUAAAUUCAACAAGACAACAGCAAAUAGCAAUCAAGUAGAUCUGCUGAUGUUUUAUCAAGCUACCGAUACAGAUUCUGCAAUUAAUUGCAAUUGGAUGACAGCAACACCCACCACGGCGACGAGAGAUUUUAACAACUGCUUAAACGUAAAAUCAACGACCACAAACGGGACAAUUAGCCCAGCAUUAGUCAAUACGAACGAAUUAAAAACUUGUUUAUUCUCCAUUUUUGUUCCUCUUGGUCAGCGCAUUCAGAUGACUUGUAACUAUAACUCUACGAAUGUCGUCAUCAGUUCUGGCAGCAUUCUGAGAUUAUCUGAAACUGCCCAAAUUGCAACUUCUCGAUUGCCAUCCUUGUUGUUAUCCACAUCGAUAAACAAUCGAUUAGACGUUUUUGCUUCUUACGUAAAAGGUGAUAAGUUUCUGUGUGGUUGGACGACGAUAACAAUUCCACCAACCAAGGACUUUAAAGUUUGCCGAGAUGGAGAAACAACGGUAGCCUCUGGAACAAUCUCCCCGCUAGAAAACACAAAUACCACUAUCUUUGGUGGUGUCUGUCGCUUUAUAAUUACCGCACCUGCUAAUGUGCGCGUUCAAAUGUCGUGUCCGUUCAUCAAUCAAUUUACCAACAUUUUAUUGUAUGAAUACGACACCUACAUCUCCUAUAUCACUAAUAAACCUGUCGUCAACCAGAUUUACACAUCAAAGGGAAAUCAAUUGUUCCUUGAUUUAGAUCUGUCUGGUUUUGCGGGCACUAUUUGGUUCAAUUGCACUUGGACGUUCGUGUAAGAAUGUUUGUGUAAUGGCCCCUGAAUGUGUGUCCUCUUCCCCCAACGACUAGGUACACUUCGUUCCCGAAAUGUCAACCUCGACAUUAUUCAAGUGAUUCAACACCUUAUCAUAGACAAAGACCAUUCUUCGUCUUCUUUAUCUAUGACCUUAUUACAGGCCCUACUGACUGUUCCAUCUAAAAUAUUUUCAAAUUUAAUUUUUUCAAUUUAAUUUUUGUAUUCAGGUACAAGGUAUUAUUUUUCCGUGGUAUAUAAAGCCACUCUUUUAUUGUUAUGUCUGUGUGGGUUCCAACUUCCAACUUCCAAUACACUAUUAAUCUAUAA